AUGGGACGCGAUACCUGCUCAUUUAUUGGAAAAGUGCUCAAACACCUUGGUACCAAUAAUAACAUUUGUAAUAUUUCUAUGGCUGAGGGGAUUUUCCCCAAAUCUUUUAAGAGGGCUGUUGUGCAUCCCAUCUUUAAGGGUGGAGACAGAGACAGUGUCAAUAAUUACAGGCCCAUAUCUGUCCUGCCUGCACUGUCCAAAAUCCUAGAGAAGUUGCUAGACACCCGCUUAACAAAUUUUUUACAGAAAAACAGUAUUUUAGCGCCGAAUCAAUUUGGUUUUAGGGUAGGAAUGUCGACUGAAGACGCGGUGGCUUCUCUGGUGGAUGAAAUAGUAAACAGCCUCGAAAAUGGACAGAAAUGCCUGUCGAUAUUUCUCGAUCUUACCAAAGCAUUUGACACUGUCUCUGUUCCACAUCUCUUACGGGAUAUGGAGAGAAUGGGCAUCCGCGGAUAUGCGCUCGGAAUUUUCAAAGAUUAUCUUUCUGAUAGGACACAGUGUGUAAAGAUAGACGACAUUGUUAGUAGCAGCGAGCCCCUUCUCUUUGGUGUCCCACAGGGAUCGAUCCUUGGUCCAACCCUUUUCCUCCUUUACAUAAAUUCCCUGUGCACCUUAUCCCUUCCCUAUUCUUCUAUCAUUACCUAUGCAGACGAUACUGCAAUACUUGUCCGUGGCUCAGACUGGCCAUUAGUGUUUGCUGUGCAGAAUGCGCUCUUAAUCGUGUAA
Arctia plantaginis is the source of this 726-nucleotide messenger RNA. The record is from the annotation of a GenBank genome assembly. NCBI's taxonomy places the organism in Eukaryota, Metazoa, Arthropoda, Insecta, Lepidoptera, Erebidae.